CGUGACGGCACGGUCGCCAGGGGUUUGGACCCGACUGAGCGCAGGGCAAACAAACCAAACGAGCGAGGAAAGUGCGGUGGAGAAAUCAAGUCGUCGGCCACACCGUUGGCUUCGCGCAUACCCAAAGCGCUUCGUCGCCGGCGAUUCCAUCCUCAUCUCCGUCUGCCAGCCGAUCCUGCGGAUUGGUAGUGGUGAUGCCGAGGAAAAGCCCGCCGAAGCACCGCCAUGACGGUACCUCGCCGCUUCCACUUGGCAUGGACUGGAGCCCUCCCCCGAAGAAAUGGGGGGGAAGAAACACUCUAUGGCCACAUGAUCCCAAAACUGGCUGGAGUUACUAUGUCAUGAUUCCUUCUUGGCUUGUUCAAACCGGAUCAGGAGCAUCAAGUGACAGCUUGUGGAAUCCUAUAGUUUUUUACAGGAUCCAAGUUGGUGUGCAAUCUCCUCAAGGAAUUAGUAGUGGCCAUGGCGUGCUUCGUCGGUUCAGUGACUUCAUGAAGUUGAUUUCUGAUCUUAAAAGGGUUUUUCCCAAGAAAUAUUUUCCUCAAUCUCCGCCGAAGCAUGCUCUACUCCGAAUAAAUUCUAAUCGGCAACUCAUAGAGGAGAGAAGGCGUGCAUUGGAGGAGUGGAUGGGUAAGCUUCUCUCUGACAUAGACCUGUCAAGAAGUGCUCCUGUUGCUUCUUUUCUUGAGCUUGAAGCUGCUGCACGUUCAUCUUUUCAGGAUGCUGGUCAACCUUCUCUAGAAACAAGCAUUUCAGGUGCUUCUGCAGAAUUCUCAACAAUAGCUUGGAAGUCUCAAUCAGGAACCUCUGGUGCGACACAAAGCAUUGCAAGUGGAACUUCUGAUUCUGAAACUCUUAGAUAUGGCAGUAAUGGUCAUGUGGUGGUUCAUGAAUUGCCUGACCAAGCGGAGGGUAUAUCUAGCUUACAACAAAUUAAAUACAACUCUGAUGCAGAUGGUUGUGCAUCUUCAAGAAAUUUUUCAGAUGAGAUGAUCCUUUUGAGAGAUAAAAUUGACUCUGCUUCAGAACUGGAUCAUGAAAAGCUUUCUAUUCAUUCUCUAAUGCUUUCAAAUGAUAGUAUUGGGAGUGAUACGGGUUCUAUAAAAGAUAGUGAAUUUUUAAUUCCUAGAGUUACCAGCUUAGUUUGGGAUGAGUCCGUUGAUUCAUCUAGUUGCAUCGAGUUUCCUAUUGCGGAAGCUCUGAGCAACACAGAAAGUCAAUCCCCAAAUGAGACGCAAAUUUUUCUUCCUCUUGAUGAGCGACACAAAAUAACGAAGCUUCUUAAUAUCAUGCAACAUAGACAAAUGGUAGCACAAACAGACAUGGAGGAUCUUAUAGCACGGUUGAACCAAGAAAUUAUGGUGAAAGAGUUCCUUGCAAGAAAGGUAAAGAAUUUAGAAGUUGACCUCAACAGCACUAAGCAGAGAAGUAAAGAAAAUCUUCAGCAAGCCAUCUUACUUGAAAGAGAAAGACUCACACAAACCCAAUGGGCUAUGGAUGAACUUACCCAGAAGUAUCUAGAGUUGGAAACCAAAUUUAAGUUUGAACAGAUUGAAAAAAAUCAUGUUAAGGCAGAAAAAACAAGUGCCGGUAUGUCAGAGCAGGAGCUGGUUACCAAGCAAGAACAAAUAGAAAAAUUACAGAGACGUCUGGAAGAGCUGGAGAAGGAUUCAAAAACAGAUAUUAAAGUUCUUGUGAAAGAGGUUAAGUUUCUCAGGAACUCUCUAUCAGAGUUAAAGGAAAAGCUAAACCAGGCUGCGAAUGAUAAUGCUGAAUUGGAGACAACUCUUCUAAAUGUGAAGAAAAAGGGCGCACAUACAAAUUUUGCAAGGAUGAAUCUUAUUCAUAAAUGUGAAACUCUACGCCACCGGCUUCAAGAAUGCAAAGUUAAUUUCAUUGCUGAAGCGGAAGAUAGGCUUACUGUCAGUCUCUCAUCAUUUCCAGCUGCUUUAGAUCUUCUGGCAACUUCAGAUAAUAGAAUUGACCUCCUUAUUGCAGAGGUACAGUUACUUGCUCCAGAUCAUGAGGAACUGGUUUCUGACCAGGUACAGAGUAGAACAUCAGAAUCCUCGAGAGAUGUAAUUGCUAUCAAUGGUGAUGAUCAAAGCGCUGGCGAGGAAGAGAUGAAAAGAGUUCUUAUAGGCACAUUAAUAGACAAUGCAAGGUUGAGGAAACAGCUUAAUUCUGCUUUUCGCUGUGCUCUCAAAACAGAGAUGGAUGAAGGCGAUCAAGUUCCAUCCAGGACUGCUAAACAGGAUCCUGGGGAGAGGUAGAAUUCCUUACAUCCAUAAACCGUAAAUCGUAGCUUUCUACGCCUAGCAAACUACAUAGGAUUGGAUCAUGCCUUGAGAACUCUGACUUUAGGUUAGCUUUUGAACAAUCAGCAUUGUUAAUCUAUAUACGAUUUCCCUCAAACAGAGCCAGUAAUGAUCUAUCAAA
Molecule: messenger RNA, 2439 nt
Organism: Dendrobium catenatum
Lineage: Eukaryota; Viridiplantae; Streptophyta; Magnoliopsida; Asparagales; Orchidaceae
Product: PX domain-containing protein EREL1-like
Exons: 11
Coding region: 195-2273 (692 amino acids)
Biological process (GO): protein transport
Molecular function (GO): phosphatidylinositol binding
Source: RefSeq, a predicted model, not a curated record